Messenger RNA from Lodderomyces orthopsilosis Co 90-125, 1581 nucleotides. RefSeq names its product cyclin-dependent serine/threonine protein kinase. Gene Ontology annotation, molecular function: cyclin binding; RNA polymerase II CTD heptapeptide repeat kinase activity; cyclin-dependent protein serine/threonine kinase activity. Gene Ontology annotation, biological process: transcription elongation by RNA polymerase II; protein phosphorylation; positive regulation of transcription elongation by RNA polymerase II. The coding region runs from base 1 to 1581 and encodes 526 amino acids. NCBI's taxonomy places the organism in Eukaryota, Fungi, Ascomycota, Pichiomycetes, Serinales, Debaryomycetaceae. The transcript has a single exon. The record is from RefSeq and is a predicted model, not a curated record. Gene Ontology annotation, cellular component: nucleus; cyclin/CDK positive transcription elongation factor complex.
AUGUCAAAUCGACCAAAGGGACCUCGCCAGCAUGUACAGCCGCCAUCGGGACCCUCGAGACAGAGACAGCAGGGAUACCGCGAACGUGACGAAUACAGGCCGAAUUAUAGAAACGGUCCACCAACUGGUCCUCGCAGUCAACAACAUUCUACUCCACCCCCACUACCAUCUGUAUCAGCAUCAGCAUCACAAACCAAGCCACCAAUUAGACCAUCGGGACCAGCUAGCCGAUCAUACCGAUCACUGAGUCCAAGUGUUGGUGUCAAACGUCCUCUUCCAUCUGGUCCAUCAAGUUUUAACAAGAGGCGUGAUUUUAGUAGCAAUAAGCGAGGCUAUGCUGGACGAAGCUCUUAUGUUCCUGGUGCAUCCAAAAAAGAAAUAGAACCUACAUUAACUCGUGAUCAAAUAUAUUCAAUAAAGGAGCUGCGGAGUAGUGCAAUAUAUGAACGGGUACAACAAGUUGGAGAAGGUACAUAUGGAAAAGUAUACAAGGCAAAAAAUUCUAUAACUAAUGAGUAUGUAGCAGUAAAGAAAUUGCGACUAGAAAGUGAACGUGAAGGGUUCCCUAUCACUGCCAUACGUGAAAUUAAACUAUUACAAUCAUUUGAUCACCCAAACAUUGUUGGAUUAUUGGAAAUGAUGGUUGAACAUAAUCAAAUUUACAUGGUUUUCGACUAUAUGGAUCAUGAUUUGACGGGGUUGCUUACACAUCCAGAAUUGCAAUUGCAAGAAAGUCAUCGCAAGUACAUAUUCAAACAGUUGAUGGAAGGGUUGAAUUAUCUUCAUGAAAAGAGGAUAAUUCAUCGAGAUAUUAAAGGGUCAAAUAUAUUAUUGGACAACUUGGGGAAUUUGAAAAUUGCUGAUUUCGGAUUAGCUAGAACAAUGAAGAUUUUAGGUGAGGGUGAGGUUGCUGAUUUUACCAAUAGAGUGAUUACAAUUUGGUAUCGCCCACCCGAAUUAUUGCUUGGUGCUACUGAUUACGGGCGCGAAGUGGAUAUAUGGGGAGUUGGGUGUCUAUUAAUUGAAUUGUAUGCUAAAAUAGCUGCUUUCAGAGGUAUGGAUGAAAUUAGUCAAUUGAGUAAAAUAUUCAAUAUAUUGGGGACACCUACAUUAGAAUCAUGGCCUCGAAUUGAUAAAUUACCCUGGUUUGAAAUGUUGAAACCAAAGAUCAACAUUGCUUCCAAGUUUGAUAAAAAGUACAGGGAUGUAAUGACGCCUGAAGCUUUUAAAUUGGCCGAGAAAUUAUUAGCAUUGAAUCCAAAUCAUAGACCAACGGCUCAUGAAGCAUUGGAAGAUGAAUAUUUCUCCAAGAAGCCACACCCUGAACCAUUAACGUUUUUAAAAGAUUUGAAAGGAGAAUGGCAUGAAUUUGAAACUAAAAAGAGAAGAAGAGAGGAAAGGAAAAGAAUAAAAGAAGAGGAAGAUGCUGAAUUGGCUGCUAGUAAAUUGAAAGGAAAUGGUAAGGAGACACGCACACGUGCUAAUAGUAUUGGUGAUACUGCUGAGAGUGUUGCACGUGAGACCGGUAGUGAAAAAGUGUCGCCAGAUCUUUACACUGGAGAAACAUCGGGAAAAACGUAA